This is a messenger RNA of Hipposideros armiger (great roundleaf bat), 3030 nucleotides long. RefSeq names its product TRAF3-interacting protein 1-like. Bases 820 to 1086 code for a protein of 88 amino acids. Gene Ontology annotation, cellular component: intraciliary transport particle B; ciliary basal body; axoneme. Gene Ontology annotation, molecular function: microtubule binding. Lineage: Eukaryota; Metazoa; Chordata; Mammalia; Chiroptera; Hipposideridae. The record is from RefSeq and is a predicted model, not a curated record. Gene Ontology annotation, biological process: intraciliary transport; cilium assembly; regulation of microtubule cytoskeleton organization. The transcript is spliced from 2 exons.
AAUGAUUUCCCUGGUCGCCUGUGGGUCCUCACCCCCUUCAGCUACUGCUGUAAACCCACCCUGCUCCACACCAGCGAUGCCCACUGAGGGCGCCAGGCCUCGGAGUCGGCUAGACCAGCGGCUUAGUUUGGACCGCAUCCUGACCUCUGUGGGUCCUGCGUGGUGCCGUUGGCCACGCCCUCACCUUUCUCGUCCACGUCACCAGUGUUCUCUCUUGCAGGUUCCUUUCCUUCUCUCACCUGGCAAGCCAGGUUCCUGAGUCAUCUGAGGUGGAAAGGUGGUGCGCUCAAGUAGUGAGAUGCAGACUCAGGUCCCCGUUCAGCAGUGCGUUUGGGAAAAUCAUUAGUGUCCCUAAGCUGUGUAACCAUAGCUGCUAUAAGUUUCCGGUCACUUGGGAAGUAAGCCUUAGCAUAUUGAAAUUUGCCCCUCAGAUGAAUUUCUUCCUGAUAAAGUCUUGCAGGUAAAGACCCCUGGACCCUCUGAGAAGGGAAGGAACGGACCCUCACCUGCACUGCUUACUGCUCACACGGUGCUUGGCACGGCCCGGCUGCUGCUGGCUCGAGCCUCAGGUUCGCAGAAGCAAAGCAGUGUCACAUGGCUGGCGAGUCUCGAGCCAGCACUGUCCCCACUCUCCUGCUGUCCUGCCUUAGGACUGAGAAUGCCCCUCUCUCUCUCCAUACUUCCCACUCCCUGUAGGAAAAAUUGCCUGUCUUUGAGUCUGCGUGGAAGAAGGAGAAGGACAUCGUCUCCAAGGAGAUCGAGAAGCUCCGCGUGUCCAUCCAGACGCUGUGCAAGAGCGCGCUCCCCCUGGGCAAGACCAUGGACUACCUGCAGGAGGACGUGGACGCCAUGCAGCAUGAGCUGCAGCUGUGGCACAGCGAGAACAAGCAGCACGCAGAGGCCCUGCAGGAGGAGCAGAGCAUCACAGACAGCGCCGUGGAGCCGUUAAGGGCCCAGCUCGCGGAGCUGGAGCAGCUGAUUAAAGAUCAGCAGGACAAGAUCUGUGCCGUGAAGGCCAACAUCCUGCGGAAUGAGGAGAAAAUUCAAAAAAUGGUGUACAGCAUCAAUUUGAGUUCGAGAAGGUGAAAGCUCCGAAGUCUCACAGACUAGCAGUUGUCCUCAGCUGGAAAUGGAAGAUAGGACAUCAUUCCUUCUGAACUGUCAGCUUGCUAAGAAAAUGAAUGGUUUCCAAGGUUAUGCAACUACUUUUCAGAGCUUUAAAACUGCAGGCAUAUUCAGUGCAUGGAAAAGACCAUGUGCUCCUGCCUUCCUCCAGCUAGAACCCCUGAUAGUUAUAAAUAGCUCUUCGAAACACGUGUGUGAGGAGUUUCUUUGCGAGCCUGUCCUGUGUGUUUCUGCAGGGGCCUAUUGUGUUCAGUUCUGUACUGGAAUUCUUAGGCAGUGAGUGGCCUUGGCACACCAAGGCAAACAGUGGCCGUUGACAUCAGGAUUUAGGUCUAGAGACAAGACUUCCUAAGUCAGGCGCUGAAUGAAGGACGGUAACACUUUCUGAUUGGCACUUUAGGAAUAGAAUGAGGCCUGAGGAUGAAUGAAUUAUACUUGUAGUUAAUUUCCACUUGAAAAGGGUUCAUUUCAGCCUAUGCCUUUAUUAAGGGGUGUGUGAACUUGUUUUUUUAGCCUCUUUAUAAUUGCAUAUGCUUCUUCAUGUAAUUUUCCCAUUGGUCCCUAUUAUCUUUUGCUUGUGUUUCUAGCCCUUAAAGUUCAUACAUUUAAAAAGGAGGUUCCAGUGUAGCCUUCAUGACCCUGCCUGGACGUGAGGUUGUCCCAGGCUGUCCUCUCUUUCUUUAGCAUUUGCCGCUGUGUUCCCUACGGGGUACUGGUGUGGCUUGGCAGGGGCCCCUGUUCUCUUUAAGAAGAGGGCUUGCUCCCCAAGGCACUGACACCAUGUCCUUUCCUUCGCACAGGUUUGUGCACCUGUGCACCUGCGAGACAGGUAGCUUAGGGAAAACUGUAAAAGGAAGACUUAAAAAGAUGCACUGAUUUAUAAAAAUUUUUUGAUGGGACCAUUUUUUGGGGGGAAAUUAUUUUUUAAAGCAAAAGUUUGUUGUUUUUUUUAAUGGUUUAUAUUUGGUUUUUCACAUACAUAUAAUUCUGUAAAUACUUAAGUCUUCAAGUUUGGGUGCAAAGAAUUGCACUAUUUGGAGACGUGUUUACUGGUCUUAGGCCUGGGUCCUGACAUUUUGUAUUUAUUAUGUAAGCCAAGAGUGCCCGAGGAAGUUUUGUUUCUUUAAGGAUCAGCACAAAUGGCACAGUUUAGUUUUCCUUCGUGUGAUUUCCAAAAUAAAUCUUUUACUAAGGUAGUUAUAUGAUUUUCUAAGCUGAAUAAGUUCAAAAUCAGAUUAUUAAGAGCUACCAUUUGGAAACAUUGGUCGUCUUCUCCUUUCCAGAGCACACUGUAAAAUUCUAUUUGAUCAGAUUAUACUAAAUACUUACUGGGGGAGGAGAGGCAUAUUAGUUACUAGCCCUUCAUAUACUUACAAUUUUUUUUCCCACUGAAUUCAAAUGACUUAGCCACAGCCCUCAAUGGACUCUGUUUUGCUUCAAGUUAAGAUGUCUGCCUUUUAUGAAUUUAUAUAUAUGACUAGAAUUUUUAUGUUGCAAAAAAUUACAUGCAUUGUAUGUGGGUAAAAUUUUGUAUGAAGUAAGUAUCAAAUUGUAUCAUAAAACUUAUUUUUUCUUUUAUACAUAAAUCAUUAAAGAUAAUCACAUAUUUUUUCUAUAAGUGUAUCGGUUGUGCAAUUCAGUUGACACCUGGAAAAAAUUUAUAAGCAUUUGGGUUUUUUGUAUUUUCAAAUGUGUGUAUUUUGUUUUUCUUUGAAGAAAGUUGAGGGAAAUUUAUUUCUUCAUAUUGCGACGCUUAUCUCGUCUGUAUAAAUUGAAAGUUUAUAAGUCAGAUAAGCAUUUAUCAGAAAUUUCAAGAUCAUUCGUGAAGUUUUGGAAAGUCUGCAUGUGAUUAUUACUGUAUCUUAUCACAGACAAAUUAAAUCCUGAUGUUAUUAUUUUGAUAAA